AUGCCGAUUGCCAACUGCCCAAAUUUUGAUUACAUGGGGAAUCCUGUGAUGGUCGUAACCACUUUGGAGAAUGUGAAGUUCUUUUCCCUGUUAAACGACCACUUCCAAGCCAUCUGGCAUCUGACGGAGGGGAACUACAGGACGUUAAGGGAGACGUACAGCACCUCCGAAUCUGUUGGUCUCCCCAACGUAUAUCUCGUCUGCAAAACGGACUUGUUCCUGAAUGCUUAUGUCCAGUACUUCUUCACAUUCGGUACUUGCGUGGUGUUGCAAAAUUUUGAGCAGGCAUCCAGGAGUAAAAGGACGUCCUUUGCACGUCCGAGAGACGGUUGCUGGAGGACAGCGAAAACCUCCCCAUCUUCACCAGCUUCAUCGCCAGGACGGACCGGAUCCUCCUCUUUAACGACAUGCUGGUCUUAGUGCAGCCAUACUUUAAACGUUGUGACUCCAGAAGAGAAUUUCUUCCUCUGGGCCAAAGGACCAGAAUCCCGAGCGGUGUGGCAAUGGAAGAUCCACCGGGCAGUGGUCCAGGCCUUGGUGGAGAAGAGAGACGCCUCCCUGUGGGGCAAUGAGGGCAAAGGCUUCGUCCCUCCCCUCUGCCGCUUUGCCACCUUCGCCUUCAGGGCCGAAGGGCGCUUCAAGGGCGCCACCUACGAGGGAGAGUGGUGCUUGGGGAAACCCCACGGGAAAGGGAAGUUGACGUGGCCCAACGGCCAGAAUUUUGCAGGAGACUUCAAAAAAGGCUUGGAAAAUGGGCAGGGAAAACUGACAUUCCCGGAUGGCUCCGUCCUGGAGGAAACCUUCACCAACAAAUCCAGAGAAGGGGUACAGGGGCCAGGGGUGAGGAGGAGCAAUUCUGAAGAUCAACAGGCGGUCACCAGAUCUGAUAUCCAGUUGGGUCAGGAGCUCUUCCCGGUGGAGAAGCGAUGGGAAGGCCUCUAUGACCAGUUUCUGGCGUUCGUCCGCGAGGGAGGCCAAGCAGACGCCGAAGAAUCGUUCAUGGGUUUUCACGUCCAGACGAGCCGCGAGCUGCGCAAAUCUCAGGAGAAUCUCUUCUGCCACGGAGGAACCGCAGAAACGACCGAGAAGACGGACUUCCUGGAAGAACUAAUAAAACACCAGGAGCCGGAAGAUCUGCUGAGUUAUUUGCAACAGGCUCUGGGAUCCUCAUUGCAUCCUCUGGGGAAAUUGCUGAAAGCUAUGAUUUUGGUCUUUCAGUCCACUUAUUCUGGCAUCGGGGCCAACAAGCAUCUCUUGAAAAUGGCCCAAGAAGAGGUCAAACACUACUCCAAGAAAAUAUGGGAAUUUUACCAAGGUUUGUUGCAACUUGCUUUCAAGGUCAAAAGCUUCAAAUCCCCGCAAAACACAGAAAAAAGGGGCGCAGAAGGAGCUCCCGUCAUUCUGCCUCUCAUCCUCCCUUACUUCUAUCCGGAUCUCCUGAUGCUGUACCUGGUCGCUCACGAGAAACAGGACGAGGAUUAUUGCCAGGGAAUCACCAGCCUCAGUAGCUUCCCGGACACGGCCCUGUUGGAGUACCUGGAUGUGCAGAAAGACUUCUGGCCCCUGAAAGACCUCACCCUCACCAGUAACCAAAGGCAGUCGCUGGUGAAGGAUCAUUGCUUCCUCUCUGCCACCGAAUGCCUGCAGAAGCUGAUGUAA
This is a messenger RNA of Thamnophis sirtalis, 1659 nucleotides long. NCBI's taxonomy places the organism in Eukaryota, Metazoa, Chordata, Lepidosauria, Squamata, Natricidae. The record is from RefSeq and is a predicted model, not a curated record.